Molecule: messenger RNA, 5381 nt
Organism: Portunus trituberculatus (swimming crab)
Lineage: Eukaryota; Metazoa; Arthropoda; Malacostraca; Decapoda; Portunidae
Gene: Tmtc2
Product: protein O-mannosyl-transferase TMTC2-like
Exons: 11
Coding region: 1002-3551 (849 amino acids)
Biological process (GO): protein O-linked glycosylation via mannose
Cellular component (GO): endoplasmic reticulum membrane
Molecular function (GO): mannosyltransferase activity; protein binding
Source: RefSeq, a predicted model, not a curated record
GAAUAGGAGGAAGACGAAAAAAAAAAACAGUUGAAACAAAAAAAAGUAAGAUGAAGACUGAGGUAAGCGUAAGUAUCUUUCUCUCCUCAUACAAAGGAGAAAAUACUAGAUAUGUUUUGAUGCGAAUGAAGAGCAUCGUUGCCUCCAGGUGUUUAUGAUGCUCAAGGAAGAAAUACCCCUGAUCAUCGAUGUCAGCAAUGAACGAAGAACUGGAGACAUUACUCAAUGAAAAAUAUGCUAUAAAGAGAAAUUUAUGCAUACAGGCAAUACUGUCACUGUGAGAACGUGAAGUGAAGCAAUGAAAAAUGUGAAUAAAUCGAAUUGUAUCUGGAUACUAGAAAUAAGGAUCAAUUAUAUGAAAGAAUCAGUGCGAGUUCUAUCCAUGAAGUGCCAAGUUUUCAAUGUAAAGUGAUGGAGAGACAACAUAUCAAAAAAAAAUGUCUGGAGAAAUAAGAAAUAGUGGAAAAUAAUGCAAUCAAUAUAAAACAUUCAAAUUGAAAAGCAUUACUGUUGCUUAGAUCUUUGUAUAGUGGAGUGACUCAGAAAAAAAAUGUGUUAUAAAAAUGUGUGGACCAAAAAUGCAGUGAAAAUGUGGAAAAAUAAUGAAAGAUCAAACAACUGGUUUAUAUAGAAAUUAGAACAUUAUAUACCAACUGUGUAAAAUGUUACAAAACAGUGAAUUUACAUGAGAAGGAGGAUUUUGUGAUACAGUGGAUGGAAAAGUGAUGAAUGGAACGGAGAAAAAAAUCAGGCAAGGUCACGAGUUAUUGAAAGUGGGCUAGUCGUGGAUCCCUUAGAGGGAAAAAAAAAAAAAAAAAACGUAGCAAGGUCACACAUUAAGAGCGAGAGCGAGAGCGAGAGAGAGAGAGAGAGAGAGAGAGAGAGAGAGAGAGAAUAAAACGAUCAUUUCAACCGGAAGAAAUAUAUAACACCAGCAAGCAAACUACACACACAUAAUUACUAAAAACUAAACAAAAUAUAAACAAUUCAAAUCACAAACAAUGUCCUUUCCCCUGCCAAAAAAAAAAACACCAAAGACAAACACACAGCGAAACAAAAUCCACACCUAUGCCAAAGCUAUGAUAUUAAUGCAGGGAAAGAAAAUGAGAGCAAAAAAAAAAAAAAAAAACAAUGAAAACGUUAAAACCAGCAAACACACCGCGUCCUCGCCCUCUCAAGUGGUAGUAGCAACAGCAAUCACCACCUCCUCCCGACCCCGCCGAGCCAUAAAGACUAAUCCCGAUGUGCUGCCAACGACACCUCUCACGCAACUGCUGUGGGACGACUUCUGGGGGACACCCCUCACCCACAGCGGUUCCCACAAGUCCUACCGUCCACUCACAGUCCUCUCCUUCAGACUCAACUAUAUGGUAUCUGAAUUCCACCCUCGGUCGUAUCACGUGACCAAUGUGGCGCUGCAUGUGGCGGCGACGGGCCUCUUCGCCGUGUUCGCCCGAACCUUGACGCCGCACGCCCGCCUCGCCCGCACGGCAGCGCCCCUCCUCUUCGCCGCCCAUCCCAUCCACACCGAGGCCGUGGCGGGUGUGGUGGGCCGGGCGGACGUGGGUGCCGCGAUAUUCUUCCUCGGGGCACUGCUUUCCUACAUGCGCUACUGCAACUGCGGUCGAGGAAAUGGCCUGCCUGUUGGCUCCACUGGCGGUCGGGUGGGGCGGCGGGCGUGGCUGGGGGCAGCCCUUGUCUCAGCCACCCUCUCCAUGUUGACCAAGGAACACGGCAUCACCGCCCUGGCAGUGUGCGCCGCCUACCACCUCUUCGUGCACGCCAAACUCAGGCCUCGCGAAGUUUUCUCCGUCCUCACUGAGCGCCGUCACCGCGGGGUGGCGGAGGGCCUGGCCGGCCUCGGGGUGGCGCUCCUCGUGCUCCUCUCCUUCCGUCUCGCCAUUAUGGGUUCGCAGCCGCCGGAGUUCGCCCCAGCGGAUAACCCGGCGGCGGACUGCGAGUCAUCGGGUGUGCGGGCACUCACUUUCUUCUUCCUGCCGGCCUUCAACGUGUGGCUGCUGCUCUGCCCCUACACCUUAUCCUUCGACUGGUCCAUGGAGGCCAUCCCCUUGGUGACGUCCCUGGCGGACCCCAGAAACUUGGCCUCAAUGGCCCUGUACGCCUCCCUGGGCCUCCUGGCGCUGGCCUCGCUAUUGGCCCUGCGGCGUCGACGCCCUGGGGAGGAUGUGGGAGGAGGCGAAUCGACAACCACAGGUGACGUGACCAUCAUGGCGCUCGCCCUCAUCAUCCUCCCGUUCCUGCCAGCCACGAAUCUCUUCUUCUACGUGGGUUUUGUGGUGGCGGAACGCAUCCUCUACAUUCCCUCUAUGGGCGUGUGUCUCCUGGUGUCAUGGGGCGCGCACCUCCUCUACGCGCGGGCGCGCACUGUCCGCGCCCGUCGGGUGGUACAAGCAGCGCUCGUGGUACUCUUCGUCCUCUUCUCGGUCCGCACGUGGAACAGAAACCACGACUGGGCCACCGAGGAGAACCUCUACCGCUCAGGCAUCGCCAUUAACCCGCCCAAGGCGUACGGAAACCUGGCCAACAUCCUCAGUUCCCAAGGCAAGAAGGAGGAGGCGGAGUGGGCGUACAAGAAAGCUCUCUCCUAUCGGUCCAACAUGGCGGAUGUCCACUAUAACCUAGGUAUACUUUUUCAAGAGCAGAAACGGUACCACGAGGCGCUGCAGGAAUACAAACUAGCAAUACAGUUCCGGCCCAGGAUGGCGAUGGCGCACCUCAACAUGGGCCUGGUGCUGGGACUGCUGGGGCAAAGAGCGGACGCAGCCGAGGUGUACCGUCACUGCUCACAGCUGGACGGGUCUGGCCUCAAGGACCCCCGCACCCACGAGUCCACCAAGAUCUCAGCGCUCUUCAACUUGGGCCGCCUGUACGCUGAUGACGGCCAUUUCGAGAGAGCCAUCGAGGUAUACCAGGAAGCUGUGGAGAGGAUGCCUUCCCACUACCAACCACAGAGCCUGUACAACAUGCUGGGCGAGGCGUUCUUCAAGCUGGAGAGGUUCGAGGAGGCGGAGAGGUGGUAUCUGGAGGCACUCAAAGUCAAGAACGAUCACGUCCCGGCACACCUGACGUACGGCAAGCUACUGGCCAAGAUGCAACGCGUUGGGGAAGCCGAGGAGUGGUUUCAGCGAGCCAAAUCUCUCGCUCCAAACGACUCUACUGUUCAUCAACACUUUGGUCAGUUCCUGUCAGAGGUAGAGCGACACGAGGACGCCGCAGAUCACUACGUCAAGGCGGCCCAGCUGGCGCCCUCAGAGUACGAGAUCAUAUUCAAUGCAGCCAAUACCUUGCGGCAAGCGGGCAGAAACAAGCAAGCUGAGGAAUACUACCGCCUCGCCGUCAACCUCAGACCUCAGGAGGCGACUUCGCACAUGAACUUGGGCGCCAUGCUGCACGUCAACGGCAAGCUGCUGGAAGCUGAGUCGAGCUACCUGGAGGCGUUGCGUCUCAAGCCCGAUGACUCCAUCACCAGAACCAACCUACAGAAGCUGCGACACCUGCUGGCCAAAAAAGGCAUCAGUCCCUCCAGAUAACCCAGACCCUCCAUUGUCACGCUGAAAAGGGUUGAAUAUCUUUGAGGCUCCUGGGAGUCAAAUGUGCCUGGAGAACCUCCACCCAGCCGUCCUAAAGGUCUGUCUCAGAGGCAAGUCCUUCAGUCGUGGUUUUAGAGGAGUGUCGCAAAAAGGAGUUAAGAGUUUUCUGGCAGAGUUCCUAGGCCGAAUCCAUCCCACACCCUAUGAAGUCUGGAAGCAUUAUAACUCUCGGCUUGCUGCCAUGACGACGUGUGGACGGGAAGAAGCUAACGGAGAUACUUUCCGCCACAUUCCUUGAGCUGGCGACCAUCUUUACUUAAAGGCCGCGCCAAGACACUCACGCCAUCCUGGGAGACAUUCGUCACAGCUCACCACAACUCACCUAAUGCUCAAGCCUUCCAAAGCCUCUCAGCUUUCUCAGUGAGCAAAAGCACACAUCAACUUGGCAGAAAGAUGGCGGCUGCUGGCCCUAGCAGGCAGCUCGUUACGGGGCCUUGUCUUCACUACACCUGUGGAAGGGACCCGCAACGGUGUUAACUCUGGAUCAUAACAGCUGAUCUAGUCACAUCAUAGAGCAGUAGCGACAGUUCCCAAGUGGGCGUGAAGGCGUCCGUCCGGCAAGAAUCCUGGUGUCGCCAUGCUGGUGGAGCCUCCGCGCUGAGAGACCCGUCUGGCCCACGCCACUGUGCGUCCACGCUGAGGUGUGCGUGGCAGAUAGUUGUGAUUAACUCUCCAUGGUGUCAGAUGAAAAAUAUUAGAAAUGUCAACAAAGGAGGAGCAGUCUAUGCCUCUGGCGCAUUUUUGCUCCUCAGUGCAUGGUCUAGAACAGCUGUAUUGCAAACUUGGAGAGUCUGGAAAAGACAAGAGGCAGCCUGAGCCCCGGUGCCUCGUUGACAGGAAAGUCCAGGACGCUAACUCUCUCAGCGACGGAGGGCGGAAGGAUGUCACUGCUUCGGCAGGCGAUUGUGCGGCACUCCGGAACACUCCCGCUAUUUAGUCCAGGUUGUAGUCUAAUUGUUGUGUUUUAUAUAUUUUUCUAUAGAAUGCAGAUAAUUUUGCAGAGUGCACUGGUUAACUUCCAUUGUUACAAACUUCAAAUGACCAAUGUGCCAAACACACACACACACACACACACACACACACACACACACACACACACUUAGGUGUAGUGCGAAACAUAUUCGUAUAACACAAGCACAACUGACAUUCAAUAUUAUAAUAUACUGCUCUGUGCUUUUCUGAAUGAGAUGAAAAUAUUUUAAGGGUAAAAGAAUCAGAUUUUAAAAAUUGUAUCCAUGAGCGCUGUCUUCCACGCUUUGCUACCUGUGUUACCACAUUGGAAAGCACGCACACACACACGCACACACACACACACACACACACACACACACACACACACACACACACACACACACAUAUAUAUACAUACUUCCUAUUCCUAGUGGCUUAAGAGACGCGAAAGUCAGCUGAAACAGUCAUUCGCGGGUGAUAAGCAAUACACGGUGUUUUGUCCCCUCCCAAGGUUGUAAAGGAUUGGCUGCGAGGAGGAACGCCUGUAGGUAGUAGUUGUUAAAAAUUAGUUUUGUGUAGGGUUGUCGGACUCAAUAUUAAUGGGUAUCAAAUCUUCUGGGGAAUCGAUGGUAGAUUUGUGUUAACAUUUCAUCAAGACAUCCACUGGUACAUGUUGGUCAGACGCACUCAGCAUUCACUACUAGUUUCCACACACAACACACACACACACACACACACACACACACACACACACACACACAGGUUUUGUUUUCACGAAACUAGUGAUAUACGAGCCAUUUCAUUACAUAAAAGAAAUAA